This is a messenger RNA of Penicillium nucicola, 612 nucleotides long. RefSeq names its product ABC transporter integral membrane type 1. Gene Ontology annotation, biological process: transmembrane transport. The record is from RefSeq and is a predicted model, not a curated record. Gene Ontology annotation, cellular component: membrane. The coding region runs from base 1 to 612 and encodes 203 amino acids. Gene Ontology annotation, molecular function: ATPase-coupled transmembrane transporter activity; ATP binding. Lineage: Eukaryota; Fungi; Ascomycota; Eurotiomycetes; Eurotiales; Aspergillaceae. The transcript has 3 exons.
AUGCCGAAGUCGGCCAUUCGUUUGCACUGGUUGCCUUUGGAUCCGACGAUGCAGGCACCGCUGUCCUUUUUCUCCGAGACUGACAAUGUUGUGAUCCUUAACCGUUUCAGUCAAGAUAUGAUCCUGAUCGGCGUGGCUCUCCCGAUUGCGUUGAUGUUUUCCGCCGAGGCCCUUUUUGGAUGCAAUUGCCACCAUUGGGUUGAUCGCCACGGGGUCACCCUUCAUGGCGACGACAAUUCCGGCCACACUCAUCGUGCUCUACUUCUUGCCAAAUAUUUAUCUCAAGACAAAGACUCGAAGCCCGUUGUACUCUCACGUGCCGAGGUCCUCGAAGGGCUGCCGACAAUUCGGGCUUUUGGUUGGCAAGGCGCCUCAUCACAACUCCUGACUGCGCAUCUUGAUCGUUUUCAAACACCGCACUACAUGCUAAUCUGCACGCAGAGGCGACUGGAUCUGGUAUUGGACAUGGUAGUGAUGAGUUUGGCAACUGUUGUGGAAAAACUAGCCGUCAUGCUGCGCAGCAGCACCAGUCACAGUCUCCUCGGCUUAUUUGUUGAGACCAAGCCGAGUGAAAGCCAGCCGGGUGAAGCCGCAAUGCUGCCUUCGUCAUGA